This is a messenger RNA of Racocetra persica, 132 nucleotides long. Lineage: Eukaryota; Fungi; Glomeromycota; Glomeromycetes; Diversisporales; Gigasporaceae. The record is from the annotation of a GenBank genome assembly.
CUAACUCAGUAUAACGGAAAUAGAACUUUUCCAGCAUGGUGGCAUGAGUUCAAAGCAGAAUGGUGUAAAGCAGCAACAGCAGAUAUUCAGCCUAAUAUAGAUGAAAAAUACCAUAUCGAUGUAAAUAACUGG